Oryctolagus cuniculus (rabbit) is the source of this 1210-nucleotide messenger RNA. RefSeq names its product defensin beta 136 (gene DEFB136). Gene Ontology annotation, biological process: antibacterial innate immune response; antifungal innate immune response. Gene Ontology annotation, molecular function: lipopolysaccharide binding. Lineage: Eukaryota; Metazoa; Chordata; Mammalia; Lagomorpha; Leporidae. The record is from RefSeq and is a predicted model, not a curated record.
GCGACCUGCUCAGCCAUGAGCCUCCCUCUCUCGGGGCUGCUCUGUCUCCUGCUACUCUGGCUGCCCUCAGGGAACGCUAUGUUUGGGAAUGAUGGAGUAGAAAUUAAAACUUGCACCGCACUCCAGGGCAGGUGUUUCUUCGGCUGUAGACCAGGGUGGACCUGGAUUGCUUUCUGUCACAAUAUACUGUCUUGUUGUAAGAAAAUGGAAAACCUUGCACCCCCCCAAGCCAGAGAUUUUUGACCCUCACCUCAUGGGUCCAGUUAAAGAGAUCUGUGAAUGGCUGAAAGGACUCCCUCUGAAUCUCUUUGUAAAGAUCUAAGAGCUCACUAACGGGUCCUGGGUAGUGCCUGGGGCACCAGCUGUCACCAGCUUCCUGACGAAAUUCCACCACUAUUUGGUAAAACGAGGACUGCAGUGACCCGCACCUCCUAUUCAGUUUUCUGCCCCCCCAUCUCCGAUCACUAUUCCCGUUUCAAAAUAAAAGUCAACUGACUACUACAAGCCUGCUGGCCAGAGGAUGUCGCAUAUUCUGAGCAUGAAAACGAUGGUUUGCCACAUGCCACUCUUUCAAGUGGUUUAAAAUGUUAACGCACUCAAUCCUCCCCACAAAAUCUAUGAUUUCUCCUCUCUUGCACAUGAGGAAUCUCCUCCAAGGUCGCACAGCUAGUCAGAGUUAGGUAGCAACGGGGCCCUCCACGCCCACCCUGUGGCUGCCUAAGCUAUGAUGCUCCUGCUUGCCGAGUCACGCUGCUGGCUCCACACCCAAGAGCUUUGACGUGGCAGUUGCAGUGGUACCCGAAGCUGCCACACCUCAGACACUGCUACUCUCCCCACUGUGCUGAACGCAGUGCAUCGCUCACCCCCACACCCAGACACCAGGGGGUGCACUGGGCCAGCCAUUGCACCCUGCUGCCCCCGCCAGUGUCCCCACCUCCGAUCUUUGUCAAAACCCUUGCCGUUCUCUGUGAAGACGAGUGCGGCUGACUCUCAGACCCCGCCUGUUUCACAGAGCGCCGAAGGGGACACUGGAGUUUUCUGCUCUGCUCAACAGGGAGCACCUGCCUGCCCAGAGCACCCCAACCCUCUUCCCCCCAAUUCCAGCCAAAAAAGAAAACCCGGAGUUUGCCCUGACUCCACCUGGCUAGACGCCUAGGCACUGUGCUUUAUCGGGCACUUCGGACACGUCUGGAGAAGCGCCAUAGUAUCG